UUGAAAUCAAAACACAUUCGAACGUUGUGGCAAACAGACGUCUUGGAACGCUUGAAAACGUAUUCAAAAACAUUUAAAAUAAAAAAUAAACGGUUAAAAGAAAACUCCAAAAAAUAAGAAAAAAAAAAAACAACUCACUCCAUAAAAAAUUAAAUGGAAUUGAAGAAAAAUACCAGAAUUUUGGUUUUACAAAAAAUAAAGGAGAUCUGCAAAGAAAUUGUGUGAAAAUUUGAAAAAAGGAAAUAAAUUAAAUUAAAAACCUGUGUAAAAGUUUAAAUAACUAAAUCGAAACUUAUAAUUCCCCCACAUCAUCAUCAUCAUGGCCUUCUCAGUGAUUAGUCGUGGCCUCUUGCGCACUUCCCGAGAGCUAUUGGAACGCAAUAUGGCUGUCGGUGCAAUUUCUAUGCUAAAUGGUUAUGUGGAUAUUGAAAUGCAUCCCAGUCGCAGUUCACGCACAAUUUCAACAUCCAGUCAAGCUUUAAUACGCCAAACACCCCAGUAUUUACAGACACCGGUGCCACCGAACAGUACCGUCACUCCCAGCACCGGCAUUUACAAUAAGAAAGUGAAAAAUCUAAAACGCCAACAGAAAGACGAUGAGGAGAGUGACAGUGAUUCGGAUUCAGAUGAUGAAUAUGAACGCAAACGUCAAGAUCUACACAAGAAAUACAGUCAAAAGGGUGAUACCGAAUUCUGGCGCCGUAAAAUGCGUACCCUACAUCGCAUCUUGGAUGUCAAUCGUGAUGGUGUAAUUUCUUUUGAUGAUUUCAAAUUGUUGCACAAACGUUUUACCGAUUUGGGUCAUUUGAACGAGGAGUUGUCGGCGGAAUUCCUAAAGGUUAUGGAAGAAACCUGGAUGGAACAGUUCGGUGAGAUUACUCCCUACAAUUUGGUCAAUGCCGAACAGUUUAUGACAGAUCUCCAUCAUCGUUUGAAUGAUGAGAAAAUGUUCAAAUCUGUGGGCAGAUUUUUGCCAUAUUUGUUUAAGGCUGUGGAUUAUGAUCACUCCGGUUACUUGGAUUUGGAUCAAUACAAAUUAUUCUUCCGCUGUUUGGGGCUCUCCAAUGAAGAUGCCGCCAUUUCAUUUGCUGUGAUAGACAAGAACGGCGAUGGCCAAUUGUCGUUGAAGGAAUUCGUCCAUUUGGGUCGUCAAUACUUCCUAACCGAGGACGAAACAAAGAUCUCAAAAAUGUUUUGGGGCCCCCUCAUUGAUCAUUGACUUGUAGAUUAUGCCCAUGAGGCCAUAUUGGCUCUGUUGGCCCGUGGCAAAUGGUUGGACAUGCAACGUUGUGCCACCAUCUUAACAUAUUUGUGCAUGAACGCUGUCUAUGAUAGUUUCCGUGAACAUUUCUACUGGGACGGACAACAACAGGGCAACGAUGAAAACUAUUUCUUUAGAUUAUUUUUUUAUGUUAACUCUUUAAUAUUAUUGUCGAUAUCGUGGCGUAAACAUAAACGUCAAGAAUUGAAACCACUAAUUGUUAGUCAUAUAAGAAAGUAUAAUAAACUACGUAAGAAAGCUAAAAAGAAGAAGAAAAAGAAAAAUAAUAA
Musca domestica (house fly) is the source of this 1551-nucleotide messenger RNA. RefSeq names its product sarcoplasmic calcium-binding protein (gene CBP). The transcript has 4 exons. Lineage: Eukaryota; Metazoa; Arthropoda; Insecta; Diptera; Muscidae. Gene Ontology annotation, molecular function: calcium ion binding. The record is from RefSeq and is a predicted model, not a curated record. Bases 320 to 1219 code for a protein of 299 amino acids.